Messenger RNA from Medioppia subpectinata, 858 nucleotides. The record is from the annotation of a GenBank genome assembly. Lineage: Eukaryota; Metazoa; Arthropoda; Arachnida; Sarcoptiformes; Oppiidae.
AUAGACAUGUCUUUAGACGAUAUCAUCAAAAAGGAUAAAAUCGGUUCCGGAAGGAGAAGAGGACAGACCGGCGGUCGCGGCAGAGGAGGCGCGCAAAGAGGCGGUCAGAGAGGCGGCGGUCGACCGCCCGUUGGCGGAGGCGGUGGUGGCGGCGGAGGGGGUCCUCAACGCAACCUUCGCACCCGAAGCAGAGCUCUGCCUUACAGUCGACCGAACCAAAUGCCGGACAAAUGGCAACACGACUUGUUUGACAACACAGGACUCAAGAGUCGGUCCAGUUUUGGUCAGAAUAGCGCCGCAAAUAAGUCCGCAAACAAUAAUAACUCCCAUCUUAUGGUCUCUAACCUCGAGUUCGGUGUAACAGACGCCGACAUUCAGGAACUGUUCGCCGAAUUCGGAAACCUUCGAAAGGCUGCCAUCCAUUACGACCGGUCCGGACGAUCGCUGGGAACCGCUGAUGUUAUCUUUGACCGGAAAGCGGACGCAAUGAAAGCCAUGAAUCAGUACAAUGGAGUGCCACUCGAUGGUAAACUAAUGACGUGUGACUUAUAAUACCAGUGGUCACCGAAUCCAAUGAAAUAGAUCCGAACGCGAGCUCUUAUCUCCCCCAAUAGGCCGACCAAUGAAAAUACAGCUUAUGGUCGGAAGUGAAUCGGCGACCGCUAGUAUCAGCUCCAGAAUCGGAAUCCCCGCCGGAAACCGAACGCAAAGCCGCGGCGGCGGUAGCGGUGGUGGAAGCGGAAGGUCUGGAAACUCAGGCGGAAGAGGAGGCUUUAGAGGCGGCGCCAGAAGAGGAACCUCGAGAGGAGGCGGCGGUGGAGGACGAGGCGGAGGAUCGAGAGGACAAAAGUUUGCAAA